Molecule: messenger RNA, 1152 nt
Organism: Clarias gariepinus (North African catfish)
Lineage: Eukaryota; Metazoa; Chordata; Actinopteri; Siluriformes; Clariidae
Gene: clpp
Product: caseinolytic mitochondrial matrix peptidase proteolytic subunit
Exons: 7
Coding region: 67-870 (267 amino acids)
Biological process (GO): protein quality control for misfolded or incompletely synthesized proteins
Cellular component (GO): endopeptidase Clp complex
Molecular function (GO): ATPase binding; serine-type endopeptidase activity; ATP-dependent peptidase activity
Source: RefSeq, a predicted model, not a curated record
AAAAGCAUUACAUCCGGGGCAGGUGUUCAGGUCAAACGGAGAGGUUUCACAUCCGUUAUAGCCAUCAUGUUAUUACGAAGGGUGUUACAGUGUAGUGUAUCUGCACUAAAGAGCCAGCGGUCAUUUCACCCGAGUGCUCCAUGGAGAAGUCCUCUCAUUCCCAUCGUUAUAGAACAGACAGGCCGAGGGGAACGUGCCUAUGACAUUUACUCACGUCUUUUGAGGGAAAGAAUUAUCUGUGUAAUGGGUCCAAUUGAUGACUCGGUGGCAAGUCUGGUGAUUGCACAACUGCUUUUCCUUCAGUCUGAGAGCAACAACAAGCCUAUUCACAUGUACAUCAACAGUCCUGGUGGCGUGGUCACAGCAGGGCUGGCAAUCUAUGACACUAUGCAAUACAUCCUUAACCCGAUUUCUACGUGGUGUGUAGGCCAGGCUGCUAGCAUGGGCAGCUUACUGCUGGCAGCGGGCACUGCGGGUAUGAGGCACUCGCUGCCCAACGCUCGCAUCAUGGUACACCAGCCUUCUGGAGGGGCCAGGGGUCAAGCAACAGACAUUGCUAUCCAGGCCGAGGAGAUUCUCAAACUUAAGAGACAGCUUAACAACAUCUACUGCAAACAUACUGGACAGCCUCUGGAAACUAUAGAGAGCGUGAUGGAGAGAGACCGAUACAUGAGUCCUAUGGAAGCACAAGACUUUGGGAUUAUCGACAGGGUCCUGGUUCACCCUCCCCAGGCUGGGCAGGAUGAGCCAGAGCUGGUCCAGAAGGAGCCGACAGCAUCCGCCUGCCCCUCAGCCCCCUCCCAACCCUUGGUCUCAGAGGUGGACCAGUGUGGAGCUAGUCCACCUUCUUCUCACAAACCUGAACCGUGACAUUGAGGACCGGUCAGUGAUCGGGUUCAGGCACAGUUACACUUUUAUACAAUGGGAUGAGAUACUUGAGAGUACCUUUGUUCCUCUCUGAUUUCCACAUGUGAGCCUGUGUUGUACGUGUAUCACACUGUACUGAGCAACUCUUAUCCUAGGACAGUUAAGACUGACAACAUGAAGUCAAAACAUUAUGGACAAAUAUGUAACAAUAUGGAACUUUGUCUUCCUGUACCCAAAGUUUGUGAUUUUAACUAAUUAGAAUCACAAAUAAAAACACCACCUGAA